Messenger RNA from Anopheles stephensi (Asian malaria mosquito), 3915 nucleotides. RefSeq names its product spondin-1. The transcript is spliced from 8 exons. Lineage: Eukaryota; Metazoa; Arthropoda; Insecta; Diptera; Culicidae. Gene Ontology annotation, biological process: cell adhesion. The record is from RefSeq and is a predicted model, not a curated record. Gene Ontology annotation, molecular function: serine-type endopeptidase inhibitor activity. The coding region runs from base 274 to 2955 and encodes 893 amino acids. Gene Ontology annotation, cellular component: extracellular matrix.
ACAGAUCCGGGAGGACAGUUUGUUUCCGAACGCGAAAGGAAUCGCUCGUUAACGAAUAGUAACGCCGGAGUGUGCAGCCCAUCUUACGCCGUAAACAAAGCGUGCGUUUAUAAACGAGGAUUUACACGUACUAGGAGCGAAAAGGGUGAAGUGAUCGUCUCGGACUCCUCAUAAAGACCUAAUUAAUCAACAAACCCGAGUGCUGUAACAAACGCCUGAAUGUAGACUUUGCACUUCAUUCAAAGUAACCAACAAAAAAAAAAGAAACAUAAAAUGAGGUCAAUACGAAGGAGAUCUCCGUAUCGACUGUUGACUAGCGCUUUCGUCCUGCUUCCGUUGUUAUUGCUGCUGCUGCUGCUCGACGAAACCCAUCUCGCCCGAGCCCUCCGCUGUGACCGCUCGCCCGAAGGAUCCGGUGCGAACAAAUCACCCGCCGAUGGACGCUUCCGGCUGCGCAUAUCAGGCAAUCCGGAGAAGUACGUGCCCGGCGAAUCGUACACCAUAAGCCUCGUCGGGAUUCGCUCGAUGCAGGUACCGCACAAGUUCUCCGGCUUCUUCCUCGCGGCCGAGAAAGAUUUCUCCCUCGUGCGCGGUGAUGGACCACCGUCCGGUGUGCAUAAUGUCGGAACGUUCCAGCUCUCGGGCGAUGCGUUGACCAAGUUUAGCGAACGCUGCCCGAACGCCGUCACGCAGACGAACUCGCUGCCCAAGAGCGAAAUCCAGGUGAACUGGAUAGCGCCACCGGCCGGCAGCGGUUGCAUCGCGAUCCGGGCGACGGUGGUCGAACAUCGGGACGUGUGGUACAUGGACGAUGGGCCGCUGAGCAAAAUUUUCUGCGAGGACGAAGCCGACUCGGUCGACACACAGCCCCCGGUGCUGAAGGAAUGCUGCGCCUGUGACGAGGCUAAGUACGAGCUGACGUUCGAGGGUCUUUGGUCGCGGCAUACACAUCCGAAGGAUUUCCCAUCGAACGGAUGGCUCACGCGAUUUAGCGAUGUGAUCGGAGCGUCCCACACGGUAGACUAUCGGUUCUGGGAGUAUGGACAGGUUGCGAGCGAAGGAUUGAAGCAGGUGGCGGAACACGGCUCCACGCGGAUGCUGGAAAGUGAGCUCAAGAAUCAGAGCGACAAAAUCCGUACAAUCAUCAAAGCCCGCGGCAUUUCGUAUCCCAAUGUGACCGGCAAAACGUUUGCAGUGUUCCGCGUCGACUCUAACCACCAUCUUGUGUCGAUUGUAUCCAUGCUGGACCCUUCGCCCGAUUGGAUCGUCGGCGUUUCGGGGCUGGAACUUUGUCUUACCAACUGCUCCUGGAUAGAGAACAAAAUUCUCAACCUUUACCCCUGGGACGCCGGUACCGACAGUGGCCCAACGUACAUCUCGCCCGACCAACCGACCAACCCGCCGGAAGUGAUCCGACGCAUCAAAUCCAACUACCCGAACGAUCCGCGCUCACCUUUCUACGAUCCAUCCGGUACGGAGAUGAAACCGCUCGCCCGGAUCUAUCUGUCUCGGCAGCGACUGUACGAAAAGAACUGUGACGCGGACAAUGAGGAGGAGAACGAAACGAAGCAAGCGUGCGAAACGGAUCCGUGGUCUGACUGGUCGGAUUGUAGCUCGCGGUGUGGCAAGGGCAAGCAAACCCGGCGUCGCACCUUCAAACACCCGAUGAAGGCGAAGCAGGCCGAGUGCAAGAAGAAGCUGUUCGAUAGACGGCCGUGCGUUGGAACGGAUCGGGACUGCGACUACAACAGCCAGGAGAUUGAGGAAGCGUACCAAAGCGAUCCGGAGUGUGAGGUGACCGAGUGGGGUCCGUGGAGUGAGUGUAGCUCGCCUUGUGGCAAGGGCAAUAAGACGCGCUCACGCAAGUACAAGAAGAAGGGCGCCCGGAAGAAGUGUGAGCGACUGCCGAACCCACCGAUGCUUCAGCAGACCGUGUCAUGCGAUGAGGACUGCGGUGGCGACAUUUCGCAGCCCGUACUAAGCUCGGACAUCAAUCCCAAAUGCAAAAUGACGCAGUGGUCCGAGUGGAGUCCGUGCAGCGUGACGUGUGGACUGGGUCGCAAAAUGCGCACCCGUAUGCCCAUCAACAAGAACAUGCGGACACACCACAAGCGGUUCGUGAGCUACUACAUGACUCGCCGCAGGAUGACGGCACUGGACGAGGAGGAGGAUAGCGAGGAGGAGGACGCGGGCGAGGAUAACGAUCUGCACAUUACCGACCAGAACGAUCCGUGCUACGGUGUGGAGACGGUCGAGGAAGUUACCUGCGGCCAUGAUUUACCGCCGUGCGAUGGACUGUACGGUGUGCCAGAACUCUGCUUCUUGGAACCGAAACCGGGCAAUUGCCGGGACUCGCAGACACGCUGGUACUUCGAUAGCGAUAAGAACGACUGCUCGAUUCUCUUCUUCACCGGAUGCGGAGGCAACAAUAACAACUUUAUGUCUCGCGAGGAUUGUCUCGACACGUGCAGUAAGGACCGUAAAUUCACCAACAUUCCGAUACGGGACCAGAUCAGCACGAACAGUGCCGGUGGCGCUGAGUACGGUUCGGACAUGAAGCAGGACUGCAAGACUUCACACUGGAAGCGUGGCCCAUGCAAUGCCACCUGCGGCGAAGGCUUCCGCGUGAAGAGUCGCACAAUACUGAUGCACCCGUCGAACGGUGGACAACGGUGUCCCCGGAAGCUGCGCAAGGUCGAGCGGUGUUUCGUGCACUGCGACUCGUCCCGCCACGACACGAAUCCCUCGUGGGGCCCGAGCACCCGCUACGAGCCGGAACCGAUCGAGUGCGAGUACUCGGCGUGGUCGGCCUGGUCACCGUGCAGCAAGACCUGCGGUGACUAUGCCGUGCAGCAGCGUACCCGGUACGUGCUCAAUCCCGAGAACGCCCGGUUCUGUCCGCACCGGCUCGAGGAGCGGAAAUGUGAUAUCAUGCCUUGCCUGUUGGGCAAAUAGAUCUACCGGGCCGAGGAUACCGGACCUGGACCCCAUGUGUCAUGCGAAGCCAUGGUUGGGCAAACCGAUGAUGCAAAAAAGCCGUGGACAGUCGUAGCCAGUUAGAUUUAUUUCCGUUCACUCCACGCUACUACGGUGCAUGUGUGUAGUGUGUACGUGUGUGUAUAUUCGUGUUCGGGGGAGAAAACACGGCGACAGGAAAACAAAAAGAAAAGCAUGGCGGUGUCCCUCCUGUUGCAGUUUUUGUUCUUCCCCGAUACAUCUCAUCGAUUGCAUCGAUAUUUUAUGUGUACCAAUCUAUGUUUCUGGUCCAUUUUUUACCCCUUUUCGUUUCGUUCUGCUCACCCUUUGAGUUGAGUCCAAAUCCGACAUUGAUGAAUGAAGCCCAGCUGUGCCACGCUGUGGCUUCGGAACGUGAUGGGAAAGUUGAAGAUAGCUGGCACGCCCAAUUCAAAAACACAGAAUAAAUCCAAUCAUUGCUGUUUUUUGGGAAGCAGAGGAGCGUUAGGUUAUAGAUUUCGAGGAUUAAAACGCAGAACGAGCGAAACAGAAUUUAGAGGUUAAAAACACUGAGAAACAGCGAGAAAGCGAGAGAGAGAGAACAUGAAGUAAUGCAUGCCCAACACUAGAACACAAGCAAACCAAACGCACUAAUAAAAAAAAGGACAGAGCAGGUGACACAAACAAAGUACUUUCAGAAGAUAGUAGACAGCAUGGUAAAUCACGAUCCUGAACGAGGGCGAUUUGCAGCACCGUGUUUUACAGCAUUUAGAUGUGCACGAGAAUGAUGGGCUAAAGGGACAGCGACUUGUAUGUGUACGUUUUGAAGUGAGGCAGAGAGAGAGAGAUGCGAGAGCACGAGCAAAGGAAGUGGUGCAAUCUGAAUGACAUAUAAAUAAAUGCAGACAUCAUGUAUCCUUCUAAUAAUGAGAUCAAAUAAAUUGGAGUACACGUAGCUGA